This is a messenger RNA of Marchantia polymorpha subsp. ruderalis, 563 nucleotides long. NCBI's taxonomy places the organism in Eukaryota, Viridiplantae, Streptophyta, Marchantiopsida, Marchantiales, Marchantiaceae. The record is from the annotation of a GenBank genome assembly.
GAAUCUGGAGAGCGAAGGAAGUGCGGCGCAGUGCAACGCCGAAUUCCGAGGAAGCGGAAGACGAAAUCGGGACUCGGGAUUGGUCCUGUGACGAAAGACGAGAUGACUUCGGGACGCGAUUCUGUUGCGAGAAGUUGCGCUGCUCUUCGAUCAGAUCAGAUCGGGUCGGGUAGGGCCGAGUCGGGCCGGAUUAGAUUAUGAUUAUGGCAGUGUUGCGACGGGUUUCGAUGACGCUUUGCUUGGGACGAGGUUAGCACCAUCACCAUGCCACGGCUUGCCUGCGAUCGAUCCCAGAUUCUUCUCAGGCUCCAGCAGGACGAGGAGAAACUGCUUUUGGAGAAAUCGACAGAGCGAAAGGGAGCGAGGAGGGCGUCGAAUCCGAGACGUUGCAAUGGAGAGCGGAGCAUAGUCAGAUUAGAGCAGACGACGACGAGCAUGGCAUGGCGGUGGCGACGGGGCGGACGCUCACAGGGCACGUGACGAGACGAGACCGGACGUCUCGUUGCGAGUCAGUCGGAAGGGAGAGGGAGAGGUAGAGCGGAGCGUCGUCAGGACCGGCGGCU